AUGGACCAGAGUAAUGCCCCGUACGGCAUGCCUGCCGGCCGCGGGGGUCUACCUGGCGGUAUGCCCCAGCAACAGCAGCGCGCGCAGCCAGGCAUGCAGCAACACUACAGCAUGCAGGACAUGAUGUUCGACCCGCUGCCCAUGAACAACGGCAUGUUCCACCAGGCCCCGCACAUGAUGCAUCAGCAGCACCCAGGAGCCCGCGGUGGAGGCAUGCAGGGCCUCGGCGGCCUCAUGCCGCAACAAGGAAUGAUGGCUCCAGAGGACGAUCUGGACGACCUCAUGACUGCGCUGGGAGACCCCGUGGGCAUGAACGCGCAACAGCAGCAGAAUAUGGGGCAGAUACCUAGCCACGUCUACGACCAGUCUCACCUCGUGCCGCCACGCUCGCAGGCACCCAAUCUCCAACCUGGGCGAACUCAGGGGAUGCCCAUGACGAGUCAAGCGCCGCCCAUGCACCAGAACGGCAUGCCAGGCUCCAUGCACAUGAACCAGAUGGCUCCUAAUGGCGUCGGAGCUGGAGCACGCGUGGGUGUCGGCAUGCACCAGCAACAGAAUAUGGGUGCACCGUCGACGAUUAGCGGUCUCGGUAGUCUCGGUACUAGCAUUCCGGCUGCCCCUCGCCAGGCAGCCGUCGCGCCUAGUGCCAUCGUCCCUACUACGACCUCCAAGUCAACAACCUCCCGUGCGUUGACGACAUCGAGUAACAACGGUGGAAGUAGUGAUGAGGACGGCAACAUGGGAGAAGACGACGCUCAGAAGAAGAAGGAGCGCCGUCGACAGCAGGUGACGGAUGAUAUCGUGGUUGUUCACCGUAUUGCAUCGGUGGCGUCGGAUCUGUCCGACCGUGAAUUUAUCUCUGUAGCAUUCCGAUUCCGUGAUGGAGACAAUUACUUCAUUGGUAUCAAGUCAAUCACAGUGCAGACUGAGGCUGCUGAGAACUGCAUCCGAGGCGAGGAAUGCCAAGGGUGGAUGUUUGUUGGUGGGGAGAACGAGACGUCUCAGUGGAAGGCGCACUUUUUGGGCUACUAUGACGUCAAGGGCGAGAAGGACGACAAGGUGCUGAACCAGCUUGCCAAUGAGGCGAUGUUUGGCAUGCUGCGAUGGGAGAGCGAGGCCAUGCACCCGCUUAGUGUUUAAGCGGUCAUGGUGAUCAUUGGUGGCCCCCUUUGCUCGAUGCGUGGUGGAUAAUGUGUUGAGCUUGAUGCCAUGCGCGCUAGGCAGAGGGCGCUACUGCUAAGUAUCAAUACUUACGCUUUGCGCAGAUGCUUAUGCCCGAUAGUGGAGAGAACACCUGAGCACGAACAGAGCUGCAGGUCUGACUGAGUACAUGCAUACACUUGUGUUGAAAAUAUACGAAAAGAAAACAGAUUUUUCACCA
Messenger RNA from Phytophthora nicotianae INRA-310, 1381 nucleotides. RefSeq lists its product as hypothetical. The record is from RefSeq and is a predicted model, not a curated record. The transcript is spliced from 2 exons. Lineage: Eukaryota; Oomycota; Peronosporomycetes; Peronosporales; Peronosporaceae. The coding region runs from base 1 to 1140 and encodes 379 amino acids.